This is a messenger RNA of Puccinia triticina, 1128 nucleotides long. RefSeq lists its product as uncharacterized. The transcript is spliced from 3 exons. The coding region runs from base 1 to 1128 and encodes 375 amino acids. The record is from RefSeq and is a predicted model, not a curated record. NCBI's taxonomy places the organism in Eukaryota, Fungi, Basidiomycota, Pucciniomycetes, Pucciniales, Pucciniaceae.
AUGUACCCCAGCCAUCCAGAUUACAUCCUCUGUGAAGAAACCCAAAAUGCCGAUGCCAAUUCCGACACCACUUUCCCUAGCCGUAUGGUACCUAUUGACAUUCGCUGUCUUUUGUUCUUGAGGAAUGAGAUCCCGGAUGAGCACCCAGCCGGUCCACAGGAUAUUGAUACCGCUCUCGAGUGGACCAAAGUUUCUUCCAAGGCGUGGACUUUACCCUGGUCAGCUCAUAUCCAAUCGAUGCACUGGAAGGAAUUCCACGAUGGUGCUUUGGCUUUUUCAUCUCAAAAGUGCUUGGCUCUCCUCCCUGCUAUGCAAAAGGCAAACCAAGGAAAGGAGAUCAGCUGGUUUGGGUCAAUUUCCGGCCACCCAAAGUACGGACCCCCACACGGAUUUCUGCUCCAAGGCCACCUGGACUUUUUGGGCUUUGGUGCGGCAGCUUACAAGGCAUACCCCGCGGAUGUCAAGUUUCGUUUGAUUAUGAAGGACCCGCGCGAGGAACCAUCUGUUUUGAAGUAUGCAUGGACUUUGUUGGAAGAUGCCCACAACAUUGUCAUCACCGGCGGCCCAAGAAUCUUGCUGACCGAAACCUAUAAGAGGUGCCUUGCCUCUGUGGCCAAUUCCCGGGAUAGUUGGGACAUGGACGAGUUGGCGAGCACCAAUAACGAGUCAAAUGAUCCCAGCAAAGGACAUGUUGCCAAGCAUCCACAAAACUAUGUGCACACCCCCACCGACAAUAGUAGCGACAUCGAAUUCGUUGACCUUCCAAAACGCCUCUUUCUUCCCGAGGAAAAUCCCGCUCCCAAUCAUCUCGAGGAGGAAACCAAUUUGAAAUGCCCCGUCAAAAACCUCAGAGUCCCGAUGGGUCCCGUGCGCCGUUCCGUGGAACAAAUCAACAUGGAGACUUACCUGUGGGUUGCCCACAUUGAUGCGAAGGACACAGAAACUCGCGAAAUCCUCAAGAAACAUCAUAUCACGCACUGGACGUUCUUCCGGAGCUCUGACGAGGACGAUCUGAUGGCUCUUGGUUUCUCCAUCGGCGCCGCACGCUCACUCUGGGAAGGCGUGCCCAGAUUAGAGGAGUAUGUUGAUGACAUGGAGCGUAACCAAGCGCUUAGUCUUGGAAAAUAG